GAUAGCGGUUGUUUCCAUACCUCAUUUAAGAAGCACAAGGUUUUGAGUUCCAGCUAAUUUGCUCGGGAAAUCAGGUGCUCCCCUCUCCCCCAUCCUGUCCUCUCUGCAUGGUCAUGUUCUGCUGUUGCUACCCCUCCAGCACCUCAGCUCUCCUGUUAUUCCUCCUCAGCCUCACCCCCCUGCUGGCCCUGGCUGGCCCUGCACCUCAGCAGAGAUCUUCAGUCAGCAGCAGCAUCAAUGAGGCUCUCAACUUGGCAAAAGAGGACCCGGGGGCAGCAGAAGGAGCUGCUUGGACACAUAGGAAAGUGGACAGCCUGCUCCAGAAACCCUUGGGACAGGAACAUGUCUCAGAUAUGGACUCUGCCAGUUCUCUAGCCUCGGUUCUGCUUGAGGCUCUUGACCACCCAGUUAGAGUGAAGAUGACCCAGGGGGAUUUUGAAGAAGGACUCGCGAUAGAUGCAAUGAGGAAUCAGGGAGACCUUGAGCAGGACACAGAGAAAUCGGCAGAGGUUGUACAGCAAGGGGAGGAAAAUUGGGGACAAGAAAAACCAAAGGAUGAAAGUGAGAGUGUGAAGGAGGACGAAGUGAAUACGUCUGAAGGAACGGCCGGGCAGAGUAAGUCUAACGUGGCCAACCCCCUCCAGCGCAAAACCAGGGGCUAUUUCCAAAACAUUGACCUCGGGCUGCAAGACAAUGAGAUCCUCCCACCUCUAAAAGGCUAUAAAGCCUAUAACCAGCAACUGGCCCAGGCGACCAAGAAGCUUAAGUGGCAGGAGGAACGAACGAGAAACCCAUCCCAGCUUGACAGAAACUUCAUGGAUGAUUUCGAUUUUGUGGAAGAAGAGGAGGAGAUUCUGACCCGCAAGGAGGAGGAGGCACGGGCACGGGCAGAGCAGGAGGAGGUGAGGCGGCAGGAGGCCGAGGCACAGGAGGCGCGUGAGGAGGAGCAGAGAUUGGCAGACAUCGCCUCUGACAUGCUUCUGGAGUAUAUGGGCAGGAAGCAGAAAGCAUCGUCCUACAUGAGAGACAUGAAGGCGGCGGCUCUUCUAAACAACGUGGCUGAGGACAAGCGCUCAAACGAGGUGGAGGAUAACGACGAUGAUGAUGAGAUGGAUCCCCAGACCAUCGACAAGUUGAUAGAGAUUUCCAGCAAGCUGCACUUGCCUGCUGACGAUGUGGUCGAAAUAAUCAGCGAUGUUCAGGAGAAGAAGAAAAAGAGGAAGGAUUUACCCCCGAGCAACACCCCUCGUUUCCGCCCUCUAGUUCCUCUCAAAGCCAAGCCGAGGCCUCAGGCAUAUCAAUAUCCUAAGUCACCUAAGAAAUCCUCUUAUACAGUCGAUCCAUAUAAGAAAUGGUACAAGGAGAAAAACAAAGGCAAGCUCAGCAAGCAGGACUACUGGUUUAAGCCGCAGAAGCAGUUUCUGGCCUAUCCCUCAUUCCCCUAUUAUCAGAAGCCAUAUCGAGCCUAUUACCCGGUCUACUUCCCGCCCCCCAAGCCGCGGUUCUAUACAAAUCCCGCUCUGUCGUUUGACUACAACUUUGGGGGCUCCAUGGGGUACGGUCUGAAGCCUCCAAGCCGUAGGUACAGAGACAGGCCCAAGGCCAGGGACUGGAAAUUGGCGCAAGCCCCGCAACGCUCCCAGAGCCCCUACCCACAACCGGACACUGUCAUAUCUAAUUACAUUCUCCCCCAUCCCCGAACUUACCAGGCUCUCCCUAUGCCCAAACCACGUUCUCCUCAGAGUGGGAGAGCACCUUCUUACAUCUACCCACCAGACUAUGUGUACGAUGAGCCGGAGUCUCCACAGGGGAGCGAUGAAGAACUGGAGAACUUCAUUGAGAAGAUUUAUUACAACCGUAGGUUAUUUUAGUCAGCUGGGAGUUCAGGAUAUUCUAAAGCGAUGAAACAAGCGAUGAAAGAGUGAGGAGAAAAAGCUGACAGGGAGUUUGAGCGACAGGGCUGUGAAAAGACAGUUAGGUGUUUCUUCUCCACUCUUGUGUUUUGAUACAUUCCAAAUCAGGAACGGAAGAGAUGGUGCUGCUAUAUCAGAACCUCUCUGCGUGCACUCAUUUGGUUUCUCUCGCAGUUUACAUUUUAAUUUGGUGAGAGAAUACACAGGUGAAUUUGUAAGGUUUCAUUCAGGUAUAUUUUUGAUUCUCUUGCAUGUGGAAAAAAAAUACAAACGAUAAAACAAAAAGAAACCAAAAACAAGCAGACAAAAUGGUCAAAGAAAACAUUUUGGUGCCAAUUGCAAGAGACCCAUGUUUAUACAAAGAUUUAUUUUCUUUAGGAAACACUUGAUUAAUUGAAAAGCAAAGCUUGGGGUUGCAUUAUUGAUACUGCAGGGCACAGUAAUAAUUGUUAUGGCACUAGUUACACAAACAAGUAACUGUCAAAUUAUUACAGGCUUUUCCUGAGGGUCUGUUUGAUUGUUUUGAUCAAUGUUCCUAUUGCCUUAAUACUGAUCACUGUUUUCGCUCAUCCAUGUGCAUGCAGGUCUUGCACCACUAAAAAAAA
Sinocyclocheilus anshuiensis is the source of this 2518-nucleotide messenger RNA. RefSeq lists its product as uncharacterized. Gene Ontology annotation, molecular function: neuropeptide hormone activity. The record is from RefSeq and is a predicted model, not a curated record. Lineage: Eukaryota; Metazoa; Chordata; Actinopteri; Cypriniformes; Cyprinidae. The coding region runs from base 108 to 1871 and encodes 587 amino acids. The transcript has 2 exons.